Molecule: messenger RNA, 3060 nt
Organism: Cavia porcellus (domestic guinea pig)
Lineage: Eukaryota; Metazoa; Chordata; Mammalia; Rodentia; Caviidae
Exons: 2
Coding region: 970-1770 (266 amino acids)
Source: RefSeq, a predicted model, not a curated record
UGGCAAGCAUCAGAUCAUGAGUUCAAUUCCCAGGAGAGACAUACAAAAAACAAAACUGCAUGUGAAGUAACUAUCUAGUGUGGUAGUGCAUGCCUGUAAUCCCAACACUCGGGAAGCUGAGGCAGGAGGAUCGUGCCAGAGUUUGAGAGUAGCCUGGAGACCCUGUCUCAAAAAACCAGAAAAACAAGGAAACAAGUGAAGUGCCUGUGUGCAUGCCAUGGAAGAGGCCAGGUGGUGGGCAGGGCUGGUGGCAAUGCCGGUCACAGCGCUGUGCACUGAGGCACAUGGGCCCUGUGGAUCACUGAGGCACAGGGCAGGAAGGCAGGCAAGGGGUACAGACUUGGUACAGUGCAUGGUGGGGUCAGGAGGGGGUGACACCCACAUCUCUGACAGAUGUGGCAGCUGUUAGGGUAAGAGGAUCCCAGGAUGGGCAGGAUGACCCCAUGGGAGGAGGAAGGGGAGAGGCAGAGGUCUCAUCCUCUUCUUAAGAGAGCUGAGGUGAAGAGAGAGGACCCGGGAGGGGAGGGGCAGCAAGGUCGUGUCCCCUGACUUGUGUCCCCUAUGUUGGGGCUGGAGGCUGGCAGAGGAGGAGCUGGUAGAGGCUGGGCUUGUGCAGAUGGGUGUCAUGGCGCCAAGCAGACAGUCUGUUCUUCAGAGUAUGUUAGCUCUCUGAACCUUACUACAGGUCUGUCCCCUGCCUAAUCCUUGAUGGUGACGCCAAGCUGGGUGUGGUGUGCACAAGUAUAAUCUCAGCACUUGGAGGCUGAGGGGAGGAUUGCUUUGGGUUAGAAGCCAGCCCAGACUACCUAGAGACAGCUGUUCUCAAAACAAAACACAAAAGAAAAGUUGACACCAAUCCUGGAAUUGUUCCCACUUCACAGAUGACAAAACUGAGGUUCCAAUGAGUGACAGUAGCUCCAUCAGCCUCAGGCUGGGCCGUGGCAAGGCCCGGCGCUGUAUCAGGCCGUGAUGCACGCAGGCCACCACUGCGGGCCACCGUCCCCGAGCCCUCAGAGCGAACUGAAGGGAGGCCCAGGAACAGCACUUGCGACCCCAGGUCAGCACAGGAUGAACCCCGGAGGCUCUGCAGCGGGAAAGGAAAGGGGUCGGGCUGCACCACGGUCCAGCCCGGCCGUCUCCUGCGGCUUCGGCCCUGUACUGCAUCCGUGGGCACACGAGUGUGCAAAGCCACGCACCGACGAUGCCACGCGCGGGGAAAUGCGAGCCGGAAGUCGCAGGGUCGGGUCCGCAGCGGCCCCAGGGCAGAGCGAACAAAGGACGCAGCGGGCGGGGCGGAGCGGCCGGACAGUGAUUGGUGGCGGGCCGGUGAUUGGCGGCCGCUGGGGGCCCGUGCCGAACCGUCAUUGGCCGCGGCCUAGGGCCCUCGCGUUCGCCCCGCCCCUCACUACCGAGCCCGAGCCCCCGCCAUGCACACGACGCAACGUUUGCGCCGCGGCGGCGCGGCCUGGACCCGCAUGCACAUCCGGCCCCUUGUCCCGAGAGCCCCUCGCCGCUCAUCUCAGCCCGGUCACGAAGCUCCCCCGGCAGGCUGUCCGAUCGGGGGGUCCUGGGCUCAGACAUCGGGCGUCGGUAGACCGGGGCGGAGCAGGGUACGGGACGGGCACAAGAGGGCCACCGCUGAUUGUCCCUGCCAUCUGGCUGAGCCAGCCCGCCGUGAAAACUAGGCCUUGUGUCCCUUCUCUGCCAGAGUUUCUGAAGCCUUUGCGGCCCUGGACUCCGCCGGGCCACGCUGGAACCUCUCCUUGCUGACGGCACCUCGGUUUCCCCAGUCUGUCAGGUGGCAGACAGGCUUGGCCCGGGGGGUGUUACGCGGCCCAGAGCCAUCCCCGCACCAUGUGACCCUGCCGGCCACCCUGGAGGGCGCAGUUGUGGGUGUUCAGCCCCUGCAGAACGCGGAGCCCGGGAAUCACUCUGGUCGCCUCGUCACACUACCGCCAACUGCCCAGUGAUCCCUGCAAAGCCGGCCACAUCACGGGACGCGGUGGACACCCAGGUGUCUCUAAAUGUUCGCGACCUGGUACCCCGGCCAGGACCCCCAUGCACUCUGCAGUAUGGCCGAGCGGCCCUGGACCGGUGUCCUCUUCUCUGCCGCCUCCCCCCCCUACACCCUUCCGCAGGCUUCACAAAAUGGGCGCGGGAGGCCGGGAACCGAGAGUGAGGUUCUCAAGGGGGCAGAAGCGUCGCCAGUGCUCACAUGCCCCCUUCUGGUUGUCGUGCGCACUGCGGGCCUGGGCCGCCCAGGGGUUAUCCAGGAGCCAGGGCACCCGAACCAUGAGGGGUGGGGGGGCAAGGUGCGGGGCCAGCGCCCCGCCGAGCUCCUGCCCAGCGUGCGUACCCCGAGCGCGGGCGUGAGCUGGGCUGCGCGUGCAGGAGGCCGAAUGCUGGCCCUUUGGGACAGAUGGCGGCUGGCUCUAUCCUCUGGCCAUGUCUUCGUGGGCGGAGCCCUAUGUGUGCGCGCGCACCCAUGCCGCUUUAGAGUGCUGUCCCCUCUGUGUGUGACGGUCACCAGGGCCCUGAGGACCUGGGCCAGGGAAGGCUGUGGUCUGUCACUACCCCACUCUCGUUGAUAGCUGGGACUCUGCACACCCUCUCGGUGGCCGCAGGUGAGAGAGUGAGUUUCUCCUGUCGCUGUAGGAGUAUUCACAGCGCUGGUGUGACCUGCCUGUCGUCAUUGCACCUGCCCUGGCAAGACACCCGCUACCCUGUCCGCGCCCUAGGUAAGGAGGAGUCACAGGCCCUCCUUGGCAAACACCUCCCUGGUCACCAAGUCCUUGUCACCCUGAUUGUCGACCUGGGCUGGUUAAGUGGACAGGCAGGAGAGCAAAUCUCCCUCGCAUGGAAUUCAGGCAAAGGCUCACUCCCCAGAGCCCUUUCCUGGUCUGCCCCUUGGGCAGGUCUUGCCUCCCAGGCUGAGAAGGAAAGGCAGGCGUGCCCAGAAGGCGCAUGCUCGGUGAUGGUUGUGGUGUUCGCUCCCAGCUCGGUCUCUGUGUGGUUCUUCUGGACCAUGUAUACACCUGUAAUACAGGACACCCUGCAGUA